Molecule: messenger RNA, 168 nt
Organism: Lottia gigantea (owl limpet)
Lineage: Eukaryota; Metazoa; Mollusca; Gastropoda; Lottiidae
Exons: 1
Source: RefSeq, a predicted model, not a curated record
UGUUUGGUAUGGUGCUGUCUAUGUGUGAUGUUUGGUAUGGUGCUGUCUAUGUGUGAUGUUUGGUAUGUUGCUGUCUAUGUGUGUUUUUUGGUAUGGUGCCGUCUAUGUGUGAUGUUUGGUAUGGUACUGUCUAUGUGCGAUGUUUGGUAUGGUGCUGUCUAUGUGUGA